Pocillopora damicornis (cauliflower coral) is the source of this 1821-nucleotide messenger RNA. Its product is annotated as glycogenin-1. Gene Ontology annotation, molecular function: glycosyltransferase activity. The record is from RefSeq and is a predicted model, not a curated record. NCBI's taxonomy places the organism in Eukaryota, Metazoa, Cnidaria, Anthozoa, Scleractinia, Pocilloporidae.
CAAUGCCAUGGUGGCGGAGGUGGAGACUCUUCACGCAGUGAUCAUUUCCAGCCUGCACCGCACUAUCCCCCUCAGCACCAUUUUGAACACACUCCACCCCCUCAUCAAUUUGAACAUGAACCUUUCAUACCCCCACCCCCACCCCCAUCCCAACAGCAUUAUGAAACACCACAUCACCCUAACCCACCCCCUCAACAUCAUGAAUCUCCACACCACCCCCAACAGGAAAACCAUCCACCCCCACCCCCACCCCCUCCUCACAGCUGGCCAACAGAGACGCCUCAAGGUUUUCAAGAUGUUCCAGCAAUUAAACAUGUGGUGGAAGGGCUAGCCAAUGGACUGUCAGAUAUUUACAUCUCAGAUCAUGUUGUCUUGGAUUCAAACCCAGAGGUUCAAGAAAUUUCACAUCAACAGGCAUGGGAAAGAGGCGAAAUUGAUUACAGAGGUCGCGACAAGUUUGAAAAUAUCCAGAAGAAGAUUCAAGAAUCUAUAAAUGUGUUGAGAGAUCCCACUGAGGCACCCAUGGUUUUGUUUUAAGAGGCAAAAGAGGGCACUGUCCUCAAGACUUCAUGUUAGAAUUUUCCUUUUAUGAGAGAACCUUAGAGAUGGAGGCAGUUGUGGCCAAGAAUGAAGGGUCAGUGUGUGGUGUUAAAUGAACACCAGUUAUGUUGUAAAGAUUGAAACCAAAAAAAAAUGAUCCCAUUGAUUGGGCAAACCUUUCUCUUGUAUUGAAUACAGUCGAAUAAUAUAUUUGAAAGGAAUUGUUUGUUUUACGUGGUAUAUAAACCCAAAAUUUUAUUGUAACUUGUGGGAAAUGCAUAGGGAGUGAAACCAAAAACAAAAGCAUGAAAGUGAUGAUCCCAUCCAUCAUGCAAUCCUUUCUCUUGUGUUGAAUACAACAGAAUAAUAUAUUUGAAAGGUAUUGUUAGUUAUACCCUGCUCAUAAACCCAAAGGUUACUAUAAUUUUUGACAAAUGCACUGAAAAUUAAAAUUAAUAAAAUCGAGAACAAAUUCAUGUUACAGGAUCAAUGUUGAUAUCUGAGCAGCUGUGUACCUACCCCUCCCCUAUCCCAACAACAGUCAAUUGAUAACAAAGUAGGGUUAAUGUUGGAUUAGGGGAGGGGUAGGUGUACAGUUGUUUGGAUACUGACAGUGAUAUAUAGUAGCCUGUAUUUAACUAAGUAUUUUUGGUUUUGUGUCUUGUUUGUGAAAUCUAAAUUCACCCCACUCUGGGUUCGAGUAUUCUCGAAAGAAUCAUGUUGUUUAUGUCAAGGAUAGAUAUCAAAAGAUGUACUGCUUCUGUAUUUUCUUUUUCAGUGAAAUAUUUAGGGAUGUACAUUUUUCUUUACAUAAGAGCUCUAUUUAUUCAUUUAGUGCAAUUAUUGAAAAUGAGCUUAGGAAUUUUGUGAAGUGUUUUAUUUUAUUGUGGUAAUAAUCUUGUGAUAAUCAGUAUUUAGAUUGUUUCUAGAGUGCUGUGAAAUACGACAGUGCAUGCAAACAUGCAAACAAUUGCGUCACUUAAAUAAAUAGGAGCUUAGUCAGAUGUAAGAACCCUAGAAAACUCCCACAUUCAAGACCACCAUUUUGGUGUACUUAAUUUCUGGUGGAACCUGAAUUUUGGUUGUUAAGAUCAACUUUCAAUACUAUACCCUGCAAUCUUCUCUCAAGAUUUUCAAUUUCAUUUCGUUUGUAUUGCAUGGCUUCUUUCAAAAAUAAUUACAACUAUUGCACAAACAUGAGCAUUCUAAAAUAGUAGGAUUACAUCAUAUCAAAUCAAAUUUGGUGCUCAGGAAUAAAAUAAUAAACAUGAUGGUUUGAAA